UCACGUGACCUCCCUGCGCGUUCGGGGAUUUAGCUCUGACCGUUGGAGAAUUUGUAACCACAGAAAGAUGGCUGUGACUGGUGUGUUACCGUUCGUGCGAGGAAUUGAUUUUUCUGGAAAUGAUUUUCAGGAAGAUUAUUUUCCUAAAGCUGUGGCUGAAAUGACUGGUCUAAGAUGGCUGAAAUUGAAUAAAACAAAUAUUGACUGGAUCCCUGAUGAAUUGAGUAAUUUGCAGAAGCUGGAAGCAUUGUCUUUAGUCCGUAACAAUUUGGUUACCAUUCAUGGGGAAGUGCCAACAUUACCUUGCCUUCGAUAUGUAAAUUGCCGCUAUAACAAAUUGAAGAAUUCUGGUAUUCCAACCAAUAUUUUUGAUCUUGAAGAUCUAGUUGUUGUGGAUUUCAGCCACAAUAAUCUGAAAGAAGUUCCACGUGAUUUAGAUCAUGCAAAAGGGCUCUUAGUCUUGAAUCUGAGUUAUAAUUCAAUUGAAAAUGUGCCUAAUCAGCUGUUUGUGAACCUCACUGAUUUAUUGCAUCUGGAUUUAAGUAACAAUAAAUUAGAAUCCCUCCCACCUCAGAUGCGAAGGCUUGUAAAUUUGCAAACUUUAAAAUUAAACAAUAAUCCAUUAGGUCAUAAUCAACUGAGACAACUUCCUGCUCUUGUUGCAUUACAAACUUUACACAUGGCCAAUACACAAAGAAGUAUAUCAAACAUCCCUUCAUCAUUAGAUGGACUGAAUAAUUUGCAGGAUGUGGAUUUAUCCCAAAAUAACUUGCCCCGUGUGCCAGAUGCUUUGUAUUCCCUUUCCAAUCUAAAAAGGCUCAACUUAAGUGAAAACUGCAUCAUUGAUAUUUCUUCAGAUGUUGGAGAUCUGUGGAAAAAUCUCGAAACACUAAACCUUUCUAGAAAUAAAUUGAAAGCACUUCCUGCUACCAUAUGCAAAUUAUCAAAAUUAAGAAGGCUUUAUAUAAAUGAUAAUCAGUUUGAUUUUGAUGGUAUUCCAUCUGGCAUAGGGAAAUUAUAUAGUUUAGAAGUUUUCAUGGCUUCCAAUAACAAUCUAGAAAUGAUUCCUGAAGGAGUUGUUAGGUGUGGCAGACUGAAGAAGCUUGUUCUGGCUAAUAACCGUCUAAUAACUUUGCCAGAAGCUAUACAUCUUCUUACAGAUCUGGAAGUUUUAGAUCUACAUGGUAAUCCUGAUUUAAUUAUGCCCCCAAAGCCAGCAGAAUUACAGCUUGGUAGUGGUUCUGAGUAUUAUAAUAUUGACUUUUCACUCAGUACCCAACUGCGCUUAGCUGGAGCUACCACAAAUAAUCCUGUAACAGCACCAGCUCACAGCAAAGAUCCAAUAGCCCGUAAGCAAAGGUUAAGGAGAAAAAAAGAUGAUGAAGUUGAUAGUGAACAAGCAAAAGUUUUGAAAGGAAUGAGUGACCUAGCUAAAGAUAAAAACAAAGAUUUAACAUUGGAUGAUAAAAAUGUCUCUCUGAAGCCUAAAAGAUGGGAUGAAACUUUGGAAAAACCACCACUUGAUUACAGUGACUUUUUUGAUGAUGAAGUUGGGCAAAUACCAGGUUUAUCUUGCUGGGAAAUAGAAAAUUUUCUUCCAAAUCAAAUUGAUGAAGCUCUUAUUGGAAAAUUUUAUGAAGGAGAUUGUUACAUAAUUCUCAAAACUAUGAUUGAUGAAAAUCAAAGUUUAGAUUGGCAAAUAUUUUAUUGGAUAGGAUCACAAGCAACUCUAGACAAAAAGGCUUGUGCUGCUAUUCAUGCUGUCAAUUUAAGAAAUUUUUUGGGAGCCCAAUGCCGUACUAUCCGUGAAGAGCAAGGUGAAGAAAGUGAUGAGUUCUUAGACUUAUUUGAAUCAGAAAUAGUGUAUAUUGAAGGAGGAAGAACUGCUAGUGGUUUUUUCACUAUAGAGGAAGUGGAGUAUAUAUCAAGAUUGUACAGAUUGGAAACCAACAACAGAAUACUACACAUAGAAUCGGUAAAAUGAGAAUUCAAUAAAUUUUCACUUGAAUUCUUAGAUCCUCGAUAUGUAUUACUUGAUGCUGGGAAGAAAUUUUCAUUUGGUAUGGAAAAAAAUCAAAAAAAUACUGUUCAAUCUAAAGCAAGGCUAUUAGCUGAAAAAAUGAACAAAAAUGAAAGAAAAAAUGUAUCAGAAAUCAUUACCUUCUUUCAAGGACAAGAAACGUCUGAUUUCUUGAAGUUACUUGGUAUUGAAGAUAUAAGCUCAGUUUCACCUCCUACUGAAAGUUCUGAAGAUACUUUUAUUUUAGUUCGUCCAGUAUUAUAUCAAGUGGGUCUUGGAAUGGGGUAUCUAGAAUUACCACAAGUUGAAAUUAAACAGAACAGGCUGGAGAAAUCUCUCUUGGAUACUAAGAAUGUGUAUAUUCUGGAUUGCUCAACUGAUGUUUUUGUUUGGUUAGGGCAAAAGUCUACUCGCUUAGUUCGGGCUGCUGCUUUAAAGUUAUCUCAAGAAUUAUGUAGUAUGAUCAAAAGACCUCAACAUGCUAUUGUGAAUCGAGUAUUAGAGGGUACUGAACCUCAGAUUUUUAAAUCAAAGUUUUAUGGUUGGGAUGAUGUCAUUGCAGUAGAUUUCACUAGAACAGCUCAGUCUGUAGCUAGGACAGGAGCAGAUUUAAAGAAAUGGAUGAGUAAACAAGAAACUAAAGCAGAUUUGUCGGCAUUAUUCAUGAAUAGACAGCCACCUAUGAGUAAAGAAGAAGCAAAAACUCUGAUGGAUGAAUGGAAUGAAGAUUUAGAAGCAAUGGAAUCAUUUGUAUUAGAAGGGAAAAAAUUUGUUAGAUUACCAGAAGAAGAAAUUGGACAUUUCUAUAGUGAAGAUUGCUAUGUUUUCCUUUGUCGUUACUGGGUUCCUUUGGAGGUACCAGAAAAUGAAGAAGGAACUGAAGAAGAAGAAAUACAAGAAGAUGGUUAUCAAUGUGUUGUAUAUUUUUGGCAAGGUAGAGAAGCUAGUAACAUGGGUUGGCUUACAUUUACUUUCAGCUUGCAGAAGAAAUUUGAAUCAUUAUUUGGAGAUAAAUUAGAAGUUGUUCGAACAUAUCAACAACAAGAGAAUCUCAAAUUUCUUUCUCAUUUUAAAAGACAUUUUGUUAUUCAUCGAGGCAAAAGGAAAGACCCUAAAAUUAGUACUGCUGUGGAAAUGUUUCAUAUUAGAUCUAAUGGAAGCCCCAUAUGCACACGAUGCAUCCAGGUUACACCUGAUGCUAGUCUUUUAAACUCUGCUUUCUGCUACAUUUUAAAAGUACCUUUUGACAAAGUGAAUAACUCAGGCAUUGUGUAUGUAUGGAUUGGUUCUAAAAGUGAUGAAGAUGAAGCAAAAUUAGCUGAAGAAAUAGCAAACAAACUUUAUGAUACAGAAACUCAUAGCAUUCAAGUUCUUAAUGAAGGAGAAGAACCUGAAAAUUUCUUCUGGGUUGCCCUUGGUGGUAAAAAGCCAUAUGAUAAGGAUGCUGAUUUUAUGAACCAUACAAGACUCUUUAGGUGUUCUAAUGAAAAAGGAUAUUUCUCUAUCUCUGAAAAGUGUUCUGAUUUUUGUCAAGAUGAUCUUGCAGAUGAUGACAUCAUGAUUCUUGAUAAUGGAACACACGUGUUUAUAUGGGUUGGUGCAAAAUGCAGUGAAGUGGAAAUAAAAUUAGCAUACAAAAGUGCCCAGGUAUAUGUACAGAGCCUGCGAGCUAAACAGCAAGGUCAACCACGAAAGCUCAUGCUUACAUUGAAAGGAAAAGAAUCAAAACGAUUCACAAAAUGUUUCCAUGGUUGGGGAAAGCAUAAAACUAUCAUAGAAUGAAAAGUAUAAGAGAGUAGUCAUUUCUCUGUUGAUUCAGAAAAAUAUGAAAUUUUUAUGUGUGAAAAAUUAAAGUAGCGUAAGUUUUGGUGUGAUAUUUUGUAUUAGAUAUUUUUAUAGCAUUUUUAUGUGUGAGUAUUGCAUUAGAAAAAGUUUCACUGGAAAUUCUGUGUCAUGUUCAGUCUAGUAUCUCCAAAACAUAAGCCACAUUUGAAUUACUGCUCUUUUGUAGUUUGAUGUUAUUUUCUGUGGUUUUAUUAGAACAAUGACUGUUUUAUUUUAAACAUUUGUAUAUAAAAUACUGUUUUUGGGAAUUCAAAUUUUACAUAAAUGUCCACUGAUGACAUUUUAGUAAUUUAUUCUCUGAUUACCUUAUAUUAUUCUUGUAAAGAAGUGUAUAUUUUUACAUUAAGCUGUAAAUAAACUUAAAUAUAAGAAAAUAUAUA
Messenger RNA from Stegodyphus dumicola, 4245 nucleotides. It is a transcript of the gene fliI, whose product is annotated as FLII actin remodeling protein. Gene Ontology annotation, biological process: barbed-end actin filament capping; actin filament severing; myofibril assembly. Gene Ontology annotation, cellular component: actin cytoskeleton; nucleus; cytoplasm. NCBI's taxonomy places the organism in Eukaryota, Metazoa, Arthropoda, Arachnida, Araneae, Eresidae. The record is from RefSeq and is a predicted model, not a curated record. Gene Ontology annotation, molecular function: phosphatidylinositol-4,5-bisphosphate binding; actin filament binding.